AUGGCGGCGUGGCGCGUGGAAUCCGCCGUCGCCGCCGCCGCGGGCGACGAACCUGCGCUCGCGGGCGCCGGCGCCGCGGCCAUCGUCGCCGGCGCCUCCCUCGCGAUCGCCCGCGUCGCCGGAGUUUCCGGCGACGACAAAUCCACGCACUACGACGGCGAGACCUACGACGGACUCCCCACCGUCUACGACAUCCCCGCCAUACGCGAGUACUGGAGCGAGCGACCGCUGGCGGCGGGAAAGCGCGCGGGCGGCCUCGUCGCCAAGCUCUCUCAAUGGGCUUUAUCCGUCCUCUCCGACGUCGCGACCGGAAACGUCGAGACAAACUCUCGAAAACGCGCGGCGGCGAUGCGCGACCUGAUCAGCGAGCAGGGCCCCGCGUUCGUCAAGGUUGGGCAGGCGAUCGCGAUCCGUCCCGAUCUCCUGCCCCAAGCCUACCUGGACGAGCUCCAAAAGCUGCUCGAUCAGGUUGCGCCCUUCGGAAGCGACGAGGCGAGGGCGACGAUCGAGGCGAGCUUGGGCGACGGGGUGACGCUCGACGACGUCUUCGAGGACGCCGCGACCGCGUUCGCGCAGCCGGUCGCCGCCGCGUCCAUCGGGCAGGUGUAUAAGGCGACGCUGAGGCUGGACGCGCCGGGCGUGGACCAAUCGGAAUCCAACGCUUGGGGCCGCGUUGUCGCCGUCAAGGUGCAGCGGCCGGAUAUCCUCUCCGUCGUCACCCUGGACCUGCUCGUCAUCCGGUCCCUCCUCGAGGCCGCCGCGCGAAUCCCCACCGGUAACAACGCGCUCCUCGAGCAGGUGGUGCAGACCGCGGAGGGUUUCAUCCCCGUCCUGGACGUCGCCGCGGAACGGUUCAUGGAGGAGCUCGACUACGGGCUGGAGGCGAACAACGCGUCGAGGUUCGAGGCGGAUAUGGCGCGAACGGAGGUGGUCCGCGGCGCCGUCAAGGUUCCGCACGUCUUCCGCGGCCUUUCCGGGCGGUGCGUGCUGACGCAGGAGUGGGUGACGGGGCGUAAGCUCACGGAGAUCACCGCGGAUCCCGCCAGCGGCCCGGUGCGGGCCAAGUUGGUGCAGACGCUGCUGAACAGCUACAUGGUGCAGUUUCUCGACACUGGCUUUCUCCACGCGGAUCCGCACCCGGGUAACUUCAUGCUCAUGCCCGACGGCCGCCUGUGCAUCCUCGACUACGGCAUGAUGACGGAGAUUUCGCAGGACCAGAGGAUCGCGUUCAUCGAGUACAUCGCCCACCUGUCCGCGCGAGAGUACGAUAAGACCUUGGGCGACCUCGUCAACCUGGGCUUCGUCCCGGCUUCGCUGGCGGAUGAUCCCGCCAACAGGGCCAUCGUCACGGACGCGCUCAACGCGCAGUCCGCGUCGCGCGUGGGCGAGCUCAGCGAUAAGCUCGAGGCUCUCGCCAAGGACUACCCGCUUCAGCUUCCGCCGUAUUUCGUGCUCAUCCUUCGCGCUUUCGGCACCCUCGAGGGACUGGGCCUGAGCGUGGACGAGAACUACGCCAUCGUCGACGAGUGCUUCCCGUACGUCGCGCGUCGAAUGCUCGCGGACGACUCCCCGCGCAUGCGCGCCGCCUUGCGAUCCUUCGUGUACGGCGGCGGCGACAGGCUCAAGGUGAGCCGCGUGCGUGA
Micromonas commoda is the source of this 1643-nucleotide messenger RNA. RefSeq lists its product with no specific name. The transcript has 2 exons. The annotation marks the transcript as partial. NCBI's taxonomy places the organism in Eukaryota, Viridiplantae, Chlorophyta, Mamiellophyceae, Mamiellales, Mamiellaceae. The record is from RefSeq and is a predicted model, not a curated record.